AUGGGAGGAGGAGGAAAGGAUGACGGAGGGGUACACGUCACGUGGUUGGGCUCGCGCGAACUCCGGGUGCUGGAAGCUUGGGCAGACACGCUGUUGCCGGGGUUCGACGUUGAUGACAAGGAGGCUGCCGAUGCCAUUGCCGAGCAGAUGGUUGCUAUGGUCCGUGCAAACCUGUUCCGAAAAGAAGUCGGCCCGAGGGAACGGGGCAAUACGACAUCUGGUAGAGGAGGAAGAGGAGGAGGGGGAGUCCUGGCCUGGAAGAGGCCUAACGUUAACAACUGCAGUCAAGAACAACUCCCGGUGAAGGUGGAGGCGUACACGCGAACGCUCGUUCGUCGUUGCUUAGCGAUGUACGGCCGCUCGGGAUCUGAUGUCGGCGUGGCGGUUCUCCUUGCCCAGGCCUUCGAGAUCAACAUUUCGGAAGAGGAGCGCUCAGGCCUUCGAGUACUGUUUCGGGUGCUCAGCACCCGGCUGGGGGCGUUCGUUCUCACGGGGAGGGCGGUGCCUUUUCAGUCCCAGAGCCUCGCUGCGCGACAUGGCGUGCUGAAGAGGUGGUCCGUGUCGCGAAUACGUCCGUUGCGUGAUGCUUUCCAAGGAGUCAAGCGGCUCACGUGCUCUCUGUUCUUCAGCGCACAUCCGGAGGUGCACCAUAAACCCUCUCACCCGGAGGGAUCGGGGGCGGAGUCGACAGCGGCGCUAGCCAAGAUCAAGACAAACCCUAACUGGAUCGACAUCCGGUACGACCCGCAACACCACCGUUUCGCUCGGGACGAGACCCCUGCAGUAUCGUCGGCGGGGCAACGCCCCGAUCCGAUUGCCGCAGCUGCCGUGAGGCCCGGACUGUGGUCAGGAGCAAAGGUGAAGGACAGGGUCUCCCAGACGGCGAGGGCGGCGGCAGCAGUGGCGUCCACGGCUCCUCGUCCAUCGACGUCAUUAUCAGCGAACAGCCAUAGCAACCCUCCAUCUCCCGCGUCAUCCCUACCACCUUCAUUCUCGGCAACGGCAGCGGCGGCACCACCAUCACGGGUGCCAGCGCCCGAAGACGUUCCCCCCAAGUUUUUCUCCCGCCCCCGAAGCAAGAGCAGCGGCAGCGCGGCCGCCACAGCCGGUGCCUUCUUGCCCUCGUCUGGCACCACCAGCGGCAGCGCAAGUGCUGCUCCGACAUCACCACAUGAAACCCUGCCGCAGCAGCUCACGGUUGACGUUGUGGUCGUCGGGUCGGGGGCGGGCGGUGGGUGCGCGGCUGGCGCACUGGCCGCACGAGGCUUGAGGGUGGCGGUGUUGGAGAAAGGGGGACUCUACGGCGCACACGACUUUGCCAGGUUUUCCGAAAUGGAGGCGUACAAGGACAUGUAUGAGGGUCAGGGUGUAUUGGCAACAGAAGGCGGAGCUGUGGUCAUUCUUGCAGGAUCCUGCGUCGGAGGGGGCACGACAGUGAACUGGGCGGCCAGCUUCCGCACCCCUAGGCACGUGAGACUAGAGUGGUCCCGGAAGCUGGGCUUGAAGAGCUUCGAACCAGGUGGACCCUUCGAUGACGCCCUGGAUGCCGUGUGCUCGAGACUGGGGGUCAACAUCGGGAAUUCGCACCGGGCCCCGGGUUUUCCAGUGCCAAACGCCUCCUUGAGGGUAAAUCAGCACCAGUCUAGCCUCUGGAACGGCGCCGCCGCGUCCGGUCGCGUGCCGAGGGCGGUUCCCACCAACACAAAAGACUGCGUCGACUGCGGAAGCUGCUUGCACGGCUGUGCGUACGGCAGCAAGCAAUCAACACACGUUACGUGGCUGCAAGAUGGACUGGACUCCGGCAAUAUCAUCCUCGUGCCCCACGCCAAGGUUGAACGAGUGCUCAUGGAUGCUGGCAGGGCUACCGGAGUCGAGGCCGUAGUCUCUCCACAUGGAGGUGGAAUGGCUGCCUCCCUGACGGUCCGGGCGCGGGCGGUGGUCGUCUCAGGCGGCGCAAUCAACACUCCGGCUAUCCUUCUCCGCUCCGGCCUUAAGCACCCUAUGAUAGGCCGCCACCUCUGUUUGCAUCCCGUGCUCGCCGUCGGAGGCGUUUUUCCUGAGGACUACGACGGCGAGCAUGGGGCCGGGGAGGACGACCCGAAACGUUCCACGGGCGGUUCGAUGGCGGCAGCGGCGGGUACCGCGGGAAAGCAGGCGAAAUCCAAGGCGUCUGCGAGCGCGAAACAGAAGCUGGAAGCGGAGGUGGGAUCAGGCGAGGGGACGAAUGGCUCGUGUCCCCGGGUGCCUGGGGUGGGGCGGGGGGUGAUGAUGGGCGUGUACGUACAGGACUUGAUGCGGCUCGAUGGAGGUUACGGCUGCGUCAUCGAAGCGCCGCCAUCUCACCCGGGUCUCAUGGGGCUUGUGAUGCCGUGGAACGAUGCACUCACCCACAGGUACGCUCUUGGUGAGGAGGAUAGCCAGGUCAUCCUCCAGGGAAGAUCAGAAAUGCUCCGGAUGAUGCGGAAAGCGGGGGCAUCCCUUCUGAUACCGGCACAUGAGGGAGCUCCGUGGUUUUGUCCCACAGAUGGGAAAGAGGGAGAUGAAGACUUGGAGGGGUAUGUUGAGGCCAUGGAAUCGCUCGGCACCACCCUGAACGAGGCUGGCUUGUACUCAGCUCACCAAAUGGGCUCGUGCCGCCUUAGUGCCAACCCGGAAGACGGGCCUCUGAGGGAGUCCGGCGAGUCGUGGGAGUGCGACGGGCUGUUCGUGGCGGACGCUUCGGUUUUCCCGACGUCGCUCGGGAUAAACCCUAUGAUCACGGUCGAGGCUGUGGCGUACAUGAUUGCUGAUCAGGUUGCAACAAGGCUCGGCAAGGACUCAGAGGACUCGAAACCCCGCGGGGAGUCCUCGCCACUGAAGCGGAGAAUCAAGACUUUCGGGAAGGCCAUGGUGGCGGCCAUUUCGCGAGAAUCUAGCUCUACAUCAGACGCGGACAACGCCGGAUCCAGCCUAACCGCCCUUCGCAGGAGCAACAGCCGCGGAGGCAGCAACAGGAAACUUGUGCCUGAGGAAGGCGGGCGAGGAAGCGACCAGACUAUCAUUCGAGUGCCAGGCGGCGCGGCAGCGGCGGAGCGGUGUGUGUUGCCGCAGUCCACAUUGGCGGUCAGCGCUGGGGGCGACGCCGCUGCGGGGAUGGGGGACGACUUCGGAGUCGAGGUUACUGAUCUUUACUGGUAGAGAGCUCGUAGCGCCAGCUAACCGUCUGAUUUGUGUGUCGUUGAUUGCUGUUCAAGACGUUUCCGACUUGGGAGGUCAAUGUUGGUAUUGAUUGUGCAAGGCCGGGAGCCCAGCGUGGUUUCCAUGUUUGUUUGCAGGCAGGACCUGAGUGACAUUCGCGUUGACGUUUGCGUCACCUGAUGGCGCGGAUUGGUUGAAUAGCUCAUGUGUCUGCUGCAGAACGGGCCCGCGAUAAACAAGUAUUCUGUUGAGACAUUAGGGUGAAACAUCCACGAAGUUGAGCUCUGUACGUCGGGCCUUCCUUUAUUGCUGCGUUCGGGGAGGGUAUUGGGGGUUGGGUAAAGCGUUCCUUCUCAACGCAGACUAGUUGGCUUAGUAGCAGAGUCUUCUGAAGAAGGCAAGUCUGUUGAUGACAUUCCCAUGUCGACGGUUUGAAGGGGCAAACAUUGAUUGUUUUCGCCACGUUUGCCACACAUUCGGAAGGUUCCUGGCGAGUUUCGCUUCAGUUUGUUGUUCAAAGAUGACAAACUUGUGCUACGUACUGACACGACGUUGGACAUGGUAAAUAUUGGUCGAGAAGUGCAGACGCCGCCGACAGAAAUGCGCCGAAGGCGAUAGAAUUCGGUGGAAAUUUCCUUCCAAGCGCGUCCUCCCUGUCGGACCUAGAAUUAGUGUAAGUAGCGAGUCCCGCGUUUUUUCUGGAAACAAGGUAGAAAAGCUUUCGUUGUCAUGACUUCAGUUGUUCUGAUUUUGGCGCAUUUCGUGGCUUGUCGGCAUUUUCGAUGAGAGAAAUUCGCUUCAAGCAACGUAGGAGAGAACCAAAAAGGUAAGGCAACAGGUGUGGCCUCCCAUGGCUGUUGGGUGAGUUACUAUUCAGGAACUCUUCAUUCAUAUAAUGCGUUUUUGAAGGGUUUUUGAAGGCCUCCCUAACACGUAACUCUACCGGAAAGCCCCGAAGAUGCAUCGAACUUUGGGAGCGUAGAGAUCUCGCCGACGUCGCAAACUCUUUGGCAGCUGCCGGCACUUUCCGUCAACGUGGCGCGAGCUUCUUGGUGCCAUUGAUGUGUAUAGGACAUCAUGCUAUACGUCGCUUUUUACUGUGCAUGUGCCCACCAAUUGCCUGAUACCUCUACUAUUACGCACAAACAUCCCAACAGGCAAAACAUACAACAGCGAUAACAUCUGCGAUUCCCUUCGACGUCUACCACUCUCACGCUCCAAGCGCCGCACUCUAUUUCGCAAGUCUAGUGAUAAUUCCAUGGCAUGACCAUGAUUCACUUCUAGUCUACACCAUCGAAACGCUCUAUCUGCUACCCAGCAAGGCCCGAGUCUCCUGCCUGCAGCCAAUACGUUCCCAAUACAGGCGACAGCCUGUAAAUACGAGGUAUCCCAAAAAAGGACUUGAAACGCAACUCAGCCCGAAAACGGGGCAGGCGCCAUUGCAUUACAGUUUUCCCGUACGUCGCGUUUGCGCGGAACGCAACGCUACAUGCUACUAUGGCCAGCACGGCCGACAGCACAUUGCCCCG
This is a messenger RNA of Ectocarpus siliculosus, 4706 nucleotides long. Lineage: Eukaryota; Phaeophyceae; Ectocarpales; Ectocarpaceae. The record is from the annotation of a GenBank genome assembly.